ACGGCGAUGAUAAAUCAAGAUGGCGUCUAACGGUGAAGACUUUAUUGCAGUCGUCACAGUUCAGUGUUCUUAAUCUGUGCCUCCAUGUACACAUAUAUGUCCUUUAUUAGACUCUCGUAAAUAGAGUAAACAUCGUUAAUAACUGUUUGCAUCCGGUUAUAUUAGUCUGAGUGCACUUUGAUGCAUCUCGGAAUAGCUUAGUCUGCUAGUUAGCUUAGCUUGUUAGCUGCUAACAAAGAGAAGCGGAAGUGAUCAAAACACAUCGCUAAGCAGAGAUCAAGUGUGAGUGUAAAGUGUUGUGAUUGUGUGAAAAUGUGCGAAAGAACGAUAGCAAAGUACGAGGAGGAACUUCGUCCAACAAAAGAGGAGAAGGAGCGACAACAACAAAAACAUCAAGUUGUGUUACACAGAACCGACAUCCAUCAGCUGAUUGAAAACCAAGAAGAAUGUCUCCCUCAUCUGCAGGGGGACAGUUUCACUUUAGAGAAUCCACAGCCCUCACAUUUUAAAGGGGACAAGGAGUAUCCACAGCCCCCUUAUUUUAAAGAGGAAGAGGAGGGAGAGUGUCCUGUAGGGCAGGAGGAGGCUGAUCUCAGCAAGUUUCCACUGACUGUUGUCUCUGUGAAGACUGAAGAGCAUGAAGACAAACCACCUAAGUCCUCACAGCUUCAUCACAGUCCAAAUGUCUGUGAAGAACAUCUUCUCCCUGAGCAACAGAAGUGGAAUUUCAGGAUGGAGCCACAGCCCUCCCACAUUAAAAGAGAAGAGGAACACCCACUGAUCCCCCAUUUUAAAGAGGACGAGGAUGACCCACAGACCACUGACAUCAAACAGGAAGAGGAGGACCCACUGAGCCCCCAUUUAAAAAAAGAAGUGGAGGACCCAUUGACACCCCAUUUUAAAGAGGAAGCAGUUUAUCAACUGAGUCCUCACAUUAAAGAGGAAGAGAAGGACCCACUGACCCCUCACAUUAAAGAGGAAAAGGAGGAACACCGUAUCAGUCAGGAGGGAGAACAUCUUGAUUGGUUGGAAGAGUUCCCAGUCAUUGGUGUCCCUGUGAAGAGGGAAGGUGAUGAGGUCAAAGGUGAAAGUGAGGAGAAGAGAGAGGCGGAGCCUCCAAGCAGCAAUUCAACACAACACAUGACAACAGAAGCUGAUGGAGACCACUGUGGAGGAUCACAAGCAGACAAGCUCUUAGCUCCACUAUCAGAUAGUGAGGACACAACGUCACACUCUCCUGACACUGAUGAUGAAGACUCUAAAGAUGAUAAGACAUGUCACACUGACAACACUCACUUCACAUGUUCUCUCUGUGACAAAACUUUUAAAUACCAUUGUCGUCUGAAAACACACAUGAGAACACACACUGGAGAAGAAGCCUCUUCAUGCGCAAUCUGUGGUAAAGGUUUUACUCGAAGAUACUCUUUGAAAACACACAUGACAACACACACUGCAGAAAAAGCCUUUUCAUGCGCAAUCUGUGGUAAAGGUUUUACUCGAAGACACUCUUUGAAAACACACAUGACAACACACACUGCAGAAAAAGCCUUUUCAUGCGCAACCUGUGGUAAAGGUUUUACUCGAAGGCACUCUCUGAAAACACACAUGAGAGUACACUUUGGAGAAAAACCUUUUUCAUGUUCAAUCUGCGGUAAAUAUUUUACACAUAAGUCAAAUUUGAAAGUACACAUGAGAAUACACACUGGAGAAAAACCUUUUUCCUGCUCAGAAUGUGGUAAAAGUUUUGUACUAAAUUAUAGUCUAAAAGUGCACGUGAGAACACACACUGGAGAAAAACCUUUUUCAUGUUCAAUCUGCGGUAAAGCUUUUACUCAAAAGCCCAAUUUCAAAGCACACAUGCAAUUACACACUGGAGAAAAAGAGUUUUCAUGUUCAAUCUGCGGUAAAGAUUUUACUCGAAGAGACCAUUUCAAAACACAUAUGAGGAUACACACUGAAGAAAAACAUUUUACCUGCUCAGAAUGUGGUAAAAGUUUUGUAAUAAAUCAAAGUUUAAAAGUACACACAAAAACACAAACUGGUGAAAAACCUUUUAUAUGUUCAGUAUGUGGUAAAAAUUAAAAAGAAAGACAGCAAUUAAAAUCACACAUGAGAACACACUCUGGUGAAAAAACAAACUCCUGUUCGAACUGCAACAAAAGCUUUUGUCAACUAGACACUAUUACUGUUCACAUGAGAAGACAUACAGGAGAGAAAGAGUUGAGUUGCAGUGUGUGUGGUGAAAGAUUCUCUUCUAAGUACCAGUGUAAGAAACACAAGUGUGCUGGUGAGAACAGCAGCAGCAAAUGAAACUGCAAGAUUUGAAAUAAACUGUCAAAACUUGAACUUUGACUUUCUAACAACAUCAGCACAUAUAACAUGUGUGACAUCAUUGUUGUGUAACACAAUCUUGUUAUAAUGAUUCUAACAUUUAUAGAUUAGACACUUCAUAUUAGUGCUUUUAUUUCAGUCAAGUACAUGAGUUAAUUAACACAUUUGUGUACUCUAAAAUAAACAAAACAAUUUGAAAAAUUGAGAAUAAACAGUACAUAAAAUAUGUUACAUACAAUAAACAUUUUGUGUAGAUAUUCAUAAUUCACUUUUAUACUUAUUCAUUAUAGGGUUUUUUAUAUGUUUUUUAAAACAAUGAAGUGUUACAUAUUUUAUUUUCUAAUUCGAGAUGACUCCAUAGAUGAAGUCCUUUAUAUGAUAUACAAACCCCGUUUCCAUAUGAGUUGGGAAACUGUGUUAGAUGUAAAUAUAAACGGAAUACAAUGGUUUGCAAAAUCUGUUCUACCCAUAUUCAGUUGAAUGCACUCCAAUGACAAGAUAGUUGGUGUUCAAACUCAUAAACUUUAUUUUUUUUUUUUUGCAAAUAAUAAUUAACUUAAAUUUCAUGGCUGCAACAACUGCCAAAGUAGUUGGGAAAGGGCAUGUUCACCACUGUGUUACAUCACCUUUUCUUUUAAGAACACUCAAUAAACGUUUGGGAACUGAGGAAACUAAUUGUUGAAGCUUUGAAAGUGGAAUUCUUUCCCAUUCUUGUUUUAUGUAGAGCUUCAGUCGUUCAACAGUCCGGGGUCUCCGCUGUCGUAUUUUAUGCUUCAUAAUGUGCCACACAUUUUCGAUGGGAGACUAGUCUGGACUGCAGGUAGGCCAGUCUAGUACCCGCACUUUUUUACUACGAAGCCACACUAUUGUAACACGUAACUUGGCAAUUUCUUGCUGAAAUGAGCAGGGGCGUCCUUGAUAACGUUGCUUGGACGGCAACAUAUGUUGCUCCAAAACCUUUAUGUACCUUUCAGCACUAAUGGUUUCACAGAUGUGUAAGUCUUUGCGCCUAGAACAAUCCAGAUGGUUCUUUUCCUCUUUGAUCCGGAGGACACAACGUCCACAGAUUCCCCCAAAAAACUGAAAUGUGGACUCGUCAGACCACAGAACACUUUUCUACUUUGCAUCAGUCCAUCUAGAUGAGCUUAGGCCCAGUGAAGCAGCGGCGUUUCUGGGUGUUGUUGAUAAAUGGCUUUCGCUUUGCAUAGUAGAGCUUUAACUUGCACUUACAGAUGUAGCGACCAACUGUAUUUAGUGACAGUGGUUUUCUGAAGUGUUCCUGAGCCCAUGUGGUGAUAUCCUUUAGAGAUUGAUGUCGGUUUUUGAUACAGUGCCGUCUGAGGGAUCGAAGGUCACGGUCACAUGGAGUGAUUUCUCCCGAUUCUCUGAACCUUUUGAUGAUAUUAUGGACUGUAGAUGUUGAAAUUCCUAAAUUUCUUGCAAUUGCACUUUGAGAAAGGUAGUUCUUACACUGUUUGACUAUUUGCUCACGCAGUUGUGGACAAAGGGGUGACCCUCGCCCCAUCCUUGUUUGUGAAUUACUUAGCAUUUCAUGGAAGCUGCUUUUAUACCCAAUCAUGGCACCCACCUGUUUCCAAUUAGCCUGCACACCUGUGGGAUGUUCCAAAUAAGUGUUUGAUGAGCAUUCCUCAACUUUAUCAGUAUUUAUUGCCACCUUUCCAAACUUCUUAGUCAUGUGUUGCUGGCAUCAAAUUCUAAAGUUAAUGAUUAUUUGCAAAAAAAUUAAAAUGUUUAUCAGUUUGAACAUCAAAUAUGUUGUCUUUGUAGCGUAUUCAACUGAAUAUGGGUUGAAAAUGAUUUGUAAAUCAUUGUUUUCCAUUUAUAUUUACAUCUAACACAAUUUCCCAACUCAUAUGGAAACGGGGUUUGUACAUCAUUUGAACAGUUGUGUUUUAUACAAGAUCAUUUACUUUUAAAAUGUGUGACUUUAUGAAUCAUUUGAUGGGUCUCUAAAAUCUAUUCUACCAAGUAUCUUGACUACUCUCUUUUGUAAUAUGAAUAUUGUUUUGUGGUUGUUUUAUAUGUAUGUCCCCACACCAUUAUGCAAUAAACAAUGUAUGCUUCAA
This is a messenger RNA of Nerophis ophidion (straightnose pipefish), 4418 nucleotides long. RefSeq names its product gastrula zinc finger protein XlCGF57.1-like. The record is from RefSeq and is a predicted model, not a curated record. Bases 313 to 2082 code for a protein of 589 amino acids. Gene Ontology annotation, biological process: regulation of transcription by RNA polymerase II. NCBI's taxonomy places the organism in Eukaryota, Metazoa, Chordata, Actinopteri, Syngnathiformes, Syngnathidae. Gene Ontology annotation, cellular component: nucleus. Gene Ontology annotation, molecular function: DNA-binding transcription factor activity, RNA polymerase II-specific; RNA polymerase II cis-regulatory region sequence-specific DNA binding. The transcript has 3 exons.